Drosophila grimshawi is the source of this 2146-nucleotide messenger RNA. RefSeq names its product feline leukemia virus subgroup C receptor-related protein 2. Gene Ontology annotation, biological process: transmembrane transport; heme export. Gene Ontology annotation, cellular component: membrane. Bases 445 to 1878 code for a protein of 477 amino acids. Lineage: Eukaryota; Metazoa; Arthropoda; Insecta; Diptera; Drosophilidae. Gene Ontology annotation, molecular function: heme binding; heme transmembrane transporter activity. The transcript is spliced from 11 exons. The record is from RefSeq and is a predicted model, not a curated record.
AACGUCACCGAUUUCGCUCGUUCUCGAGAAUUUCGCGAAUGUGUUCCAUUUGGAAUCGAUAGGCGCGUUUUGGAUGUUUUGGUCUACCUUAAGGUUUUUUUAUUACAUUUUAUUUUGGGUUUUUUAACUCGCGACUCAACCCCGAACUGAAAUAAAAUACGUGCGUUGCUCUCACAAUGAGACGAAAAACAACUUCUUGAUGAGUUUUUAGCUGGCAGCAGACAGAACUCCCCCACAUAGUAAAAAUAAAAUCUACCAAGUCGCGCGCGUGCAAUUUUUAACAAUUUCAGCUACCAAAUAAACUGCCCAACUCAAGUACAGUAAAUAAACAACGACACCACCGAAGCAACAGCGAGCCAAAGCACACACACAACCGCCCAUAAAAAGAGAAUAUAAACGAAGUGAAUUUAUAUAUAAUAACAAAUAUUUAUAUAUAUUUAGUAAAUGGAUCUGAAACAUAGCGCCACCAGCGUCGUUGAGAGCGCCGAUUCGUAUAUAGCAACGAGUAAAUCAACAGACAUGAUCACGCACAAGGACAAGGAGAGCAAAGCGCCCAAUGCUCCACCCGAAGGGUAUAAGGUCUAUGCAAGACGCUGGGCGGUGCUCAUACUCUUUGUAUUCUAUUCAGCAUCCAAUGCCAUGCAAUGGAUACAAUACACCAUUAUCAACAAUAUAAUAACACGUUACUAUGGCAUCAGUGACAAGUGGGUCGACUGGACGUCUAUGAUUUAUAUGAUAUUGUAUAUACCGCUCAUAUUUCCAGGCAGUUGGUUUCUCGACAAAGUGGGAUUGCGCAUUACGGCGCUGGUUGGCAUUGUGGGCACUUGUUUGGGCGCUUGGAUCAAGGUCUUCUCGGUGGACCCAUCUUUGUUCUAUGUCAGCUUCAUUGGACAGGCAAUUGUCGCGCUUGCACAGGUCUGCAUUUUGUCGCUGCCCGCACGUCUGGCAGCCGUUUGGUUUGGACCCGAUCAGGUAUCCUCGGCCACCAGUGUUGGCGUCUUUGGCAAUCAGCUGGGCGUGGCUGUUGGAUUUGUGUUGCCACCGAUGCUGGUGCCCAACUCGGAUGAUCUGAAUCAAGUGGGCAGCGAUCUGCAAUUGAUGUUCUAUCUGGUCGCCGGACUCACCAGCAUACUGCUCGUCCUCAUGGCCAUUUUCUUCCAGGAUAAGCCGCCGACGCCACCAUCGGCUGCCCAGGAAGCUGCACAGCGUCUGGAGGGCAUUGCCGAGGAGCAGGUCAGCUUUUUCCAAUCGCUCAAGAAUCUGAUGACCAAUCGCAAUUUCAUCUUUCUGCUGCUCUCCUAUGGCAUCAACGUGGGCGUUUUCUAUGCCAUCUCGACGCUACUCAAUCCGGUGGUGCUUAAGUAUUAUCCAGGUCAUGAGGUCGACACGGGUCGCAUUGGUCUGAGCAUUGUGCUGGCCGGCAUGCUGGGCUCGGUUGUAUCCGGCAUUGUUCUGGAUAAGACGCACAAGUUCAAGGAGACAACGCUAGCCGUGUAUGCGCUCUCCAUGGUGGGCAUGUGGAUAUUCACCUUUACACUGGACACUGGACAUAUCGCAGUCGUCUAUCUGACGGCCUCGCUCCUUGGUUUUUUCAUGACUGGCUAUCUGCCGGUGGGCUUUGAAUUUGGCGCGGAGUUAACGUUUCCCGAGCCGGAGGGAACUUCAUCGGGGCUGCUGAAUGCCUCGGCGCAGACCUUUGGCAUUUGCUUUACACUCUUCUACUCGGAGCUCUUCUACUCGUACGGAGAUGUGCCCGCCAACGUGGCGAUGGCUGUGAUGCUGAUUGUCGGCACUGCGAUCACGGCGGCCACCAGAUCCGAUUUGCGGCGACAGAAUGCUCAAGUGGUGCAACCCAGUGGUCAAGCUGUUAAUCCGUAAACAAACCAAUACACACACACAUACAGACACACCACAAAAACGGAUACACCCACACCCACACACACACACAUACACACACACAGGGUCGCCCUUUACAAAUUUGAUGAUAGUAUUUGUAAUGCAUAUCGAUUUAAAAUUAUUGUUUUUUAAUUUAUUGCAUUUGUUUGUUAAACGUGCUCGUUUGUGUUGGUAGCUUUAAGUGAAAUGUGUUGAAUUUUACAAUUGUUUAUUAAAAAUUGCAUAGCAACAUUUGAAACACAAAAACACA